Messenger RNA from Elaeis guineensis (African oil palm), 1306 nucleotides. RefSeq names its product myb family transcription factor MOF1. The record is from RefSeq and is a predicted model, not a curated record. Gene Ontology annotation, molecular function: DNA-binding transcription factor activity; DNA binding. Lineage: Eukaryota; Viridiplantae; Streptophyta; Magnoliopsida; Arecales; Arecaceae.
GAGGAGCAAGACAAACUGAUGGUGUGAUAGGAGGAUGGUUGAGUUAUGACCGAAGUGCGGUUUGUGAUCCUUAGCUGAUGAGGGUUAGGCAAGGGUGGUAAAAAUUUUCACAUCCUCAGAUACUGCUUAGCUUAUUAACAUACAGAAAGAAAAGGCUUGUUUGCUUCUUUCUUUGAUAUUUCUAAAGAGGAGAAGCCCACUCGAGUAGGUUGAAGGAAGAAAAAUGGGGACUUGUGGAAGGAAUGGAGCAGUGAGGCAGUACAUAAGAUCCAAAGUUCCUCGCUUGAGGUGGACACCGGAUCUCCAUCACUGCUUUGUUCAUGCCAUUGAAAGGCUUGGAGGCCAGGACAAAGCCACGCCUAAACUUGUUCUUCAGCUGAUGGAUGUAAGAGGGCUAACUAUUUCACACGUCAAGAGCCAUUUACAGAUGUAUAGAAGCAUGAGGAAUGACAUUGGCAAGCAAGGUUUGCAACAGACUCAAGAGAAGAGACAUUCAUGCGAACAUACUGAUGCUGGUGCUGAUGAGCAAAAUGAUGGUUCUCUUUUCUCUUCUUUGAAACCUCAAAAGGAAUUCCAGACUCAGUUCAUGUUCCCUCCUCUUCCCAUGAAAAGGAGUCGAAUGGAGGCACAUGCCAUCUCCAGUAGCUUGCAAUGCAGCAAAGGAAUCUGUGAGACGGUCACCUCUCAGUACUCUUUUGAUGAUUAUUUGCAAGCCAUGGCAGUGAAAAGGGGAAUAAAGGGGAACUUAAGAUGGCAGAAAGAUGACAUAGAAACAGGGUUCUUGGCAGGUGAUCAGCUUUCUAAGGACAAAGCGCAGGGGCAUAUGGAAGAAGACACUGGCCCUUUUAAGGUGUUCAAACUAAAUGACCAACUUCUCAUGCCUAAUAAUACCAUAAAGCUCAAGUCCAAGGAGAAUGAUGAGAAAAGAUGCCAAUCUUGUGUGUCACCAUCAUCUUUUGAUGAUCAUGGCAUAAAGGAUGAGGAAGUGGAUGAUUGCUCAUUGACGUUAAGCUUGCCCAUGCAUCACAAUCACAGGACCAUUGCUUCAUCUGCAAGCGAAAGCAGAUCCAUCAUCUCAUCAUCUUUGGCUAGAAAUUCUGAGGACUGCUCAGUCUUCUUAAACGGGCGGGGCUUAAAUUUGGAUCUCUCCAUGUCAAUAUGUGGUUCUUAAACUUAGAUCAUUGUAAUUUCUUUUCUUUUCAUUUUUUUUUUCUUGUAAUGAGAUGUUUUGACACUGUUUCAUACUCUAAAUCCUUGGAAUCUUUCAAUGAAAUAUGUGGUGGUCUACUGCUGUUUUGCUAAAAAA